Myxocyprinus asiaticus (Chinese sucker) is the source of this 1901-nucleotide messenger RNA. RefSeq names its product ran-specific GTPase-activating protein-like. Gene Ontology annotation, biological process: nucleocytoplasmic transport; positive regulation of mitotic centrosome separation. Bases 125 to 766 code for a protein of 213 amino acids. Gene Ontology annotation, cellular component: nuclear pore; centrosome; cytoplasm. The transcript is spliced from 6 exons. Lineage: Eukaryota; Metazoa; Chordata; Actinopteri; Cypriniformes; Catostomidae. The record is from RefSeq and is a predicted model, not a curated record. Gene Ontology annotation, molecular function: GTPase activator activity.
GGUGACGUCAUCAACUCUCUCCUCCGGUUAGGCGCGCGCGAAAGCAGCGAAGUGAAAUUUCACGAGCUCGCGCUGAUCAACCUCUGCAGAAACUCUCUCUAAUCUUCAAACAUCUGCAAAAACCAUGGCGGACCCAAAGGAGACACAAGAUGAUCAUGAAACAACCACAGAGAAUGUGGAAGACUCCAACCAUGACCCUCAUUUUGAGCCCAUAGUCUCACUACCUGAGCAGGAUGUCAAAACUCUAGAAGAAGAUGAAGAGGAACUUUUCAAAAUGAGGGCAAAGCUGUACCGUUUUGCCAGUGAGAACGACCCCCCUGAGUGGAAGGAACGUGGUACAGGUGAUGUCAAACUCCUGCGACACAAAGAGAAGGGUUCCAUCCGUCUUCUCAUGAGGAGAGACCGCACCCUCAAAAUCUGUGCCAACCACCACAUUAUGCCGUUGAUGGAGCUGAAGCCCAAUGCAGGUAGUGAUAGGGCCUGGGUGUGGAAUACACAUGCAGACUUUGCCGAUGAACAACCCAAAGCAGAGCUGCUGGCUAUCCGAUUUCUCAAUGCAGAAAAUGCACAGAAGUUCAAAAUGAAGUUUGAUGAAUGCAAAGAAGAGGUCAGAAAGUUCCUAGAAGGUGACAUGAACAGCGCCAACAAAGUGGCAGAAAAGCUGGAGGAGCUGUCCGUAAAGGAUGACAAGUCAAAGAGUUCAGAGGACAAGAAAGAGAAUAAGGAGGAGGUGAAGAAAGAGAAGGCGGAGGAGGUGAAGAAAUGAGCCCAGGAACGCUGCGUCAUACGGAUCCUCCACUUGCCAUUUUCCUCUUUUCUACAACAGACUCUGCAAACUAAAUUUGGACACUUUCUUUUUUCUUUUUGGCCUCUUGACUUCACAAGACCUUGGUGCCACUCUUAAUGCGUCCAUUUCUCAGUCAUUAAGAUGUUGUGAGCUUCUGUCCCAUUCACAAACUCUCAUAUCGCCCUUCAUCUUUUCAUACAUUGUGGACCAGUCGUCAGUUAUGUAUUUGUGUAUUGACAUGACAUGCUACAAUACAAGGCUUGUGCUAUUGAUUGAUUCCCACAUUGGGUAACCUCUUUUGUUGUUUUUCUUUUGUACUUGAAAGAGUUAUAUUGAGUGUCUAGAUGAGCACUGUCUGAUAUGAGAGCAGGAUGUAUGAGUUGGUAGGGAGUAUGAGUAUCUGAGAAUGAGUAUGAUGACUUUUCCUAACAAUAAAGUCACAUGAGGAAUGUUUGACUUCUCUGUGGCUUGAAUUUGCUGUUCUUGAAUUGACAAAUUUUCUGUGGAGGGGUGCGCCAGACAGUUCUGUCAUCAAUAACUGAAGGACAUUUUUCAACCUAUAAUGAGUGUGACCCUCUUCUGUUUGAAAUGAAAAUCAAGACAAUAAAGUAUGGUUGACUCUGUAUUCAAUUGAGUGUUUGUGGUGCUCCCACAAGCUGGAAAAGUAGCAAGGAUCUACAAUUUUGUAAUCAAAAAGAAGCUGUUUAUAGAAAUGUUCGUGCUUUUUACAUGACAAAAAAUAAGACAACAAAUUAACUACUGUUAUCACAGAUUUAUAUAAUUCCAAAAGUAUUACUUCAAUUUAAAGAAACAAUAUUUUCAAAGAUUUAAAGGGCAUAUCUGCGGUUUGUCUCUGACCAUACAGAAUGCAAAAGAUGUUUUUUGCCUUUUUUUUUUUUUUUUACUUUGUAAAUUUUAGGAACUGUAGUUUUAUAUUGUUUAAUGAACAGCAAAUUUUCCACAUUCCCUGUUUUUGAGCAUUUUGAUAAAAACAGCAGGGUCCCUUAAUAUUAUGUUGACAUUUGAUAAUUGACACAUUUUCUAGUGGUAAUUAAUUAUUCAUAAUGUAAAGGGUUGUGAUCAAACCAAAUUAAAAGACUGAUGCUUUGUCAUA